AUGGCGAGCGUAACCCACUCGGACGGAAGUAAAAAAAACACCAACGGAGGAGGAACCACUUCCUAUGAUGACUUCAUCGAAUUGAGGAAGAGAAUUCUCCUCAAAGAAAAAGAACUUUUGGAAAAAAAAAAAUGGUCAGAAAAAGCAAGUGUAAAAAAUGGAGGGGAAGAAAUUGCUGCGAAGGAACAGCUGGAGGCACAGAAGGGGGGGAAACUCAUGUAUAGGUCCUUUGACGAAUUUUACAAAUAUAAAAAAUAUUUUGAGGAGCACGAGGUGAAGGUGGAAAGGGACGCCAUGAAGUUACUUCGCAAGUGCGGCGGUAGUUACCUAAGUGGUGGCAAUAAGGUAAGUGGUGGUAACGAUGUGCACACUCCAAACGACGUGCAUGCUGCCAACGAUGUGCACACUCCUAACGAGGAGGGAGACCGAGGAGAUCACCGGUACUCGUAUAUCAAACUCAAAACGGAGAGACAAGGCACCGUCAAACAGCUGAAGGAGUACUUCCAGAAAAUGCAGCAAGAACAAAUGCAAAAGAGAAACAACGAGAUGCUUCCGAAAAGGGACAAGAAGGGGACCAUAAACGUUGUCGACAAAGGGAAGGAACGUGGACUGAAUAGCGGCAACACCGUUUUGGAAAAAGUGGAAAACGAGAAGAGGUGCUACCCACCUGAGGAUGACCUUCCAACGACGCUUCACUCCAGCGCUGGCGGAGUGAGCAUCCCUCAGGGGGAUACGAAAGGGAACAACCAAGUGGAAAAACAACCGGACGGAUGCGCCAAUGGAGCAAACGCCCAAAGUGAUCACAUUGACAUGAAAGAGCUGGAACUGCUCUACAACCUCAUCAGUGAAAUGAAGAAAAGCCGCAACAAGGGGGAAGACUACAUCGCCAAUUUGGUUCAGGACCUGCACAACUCCAAUAAGAGGCACCUGGUACGAAAGAUUCUACAAAUACUAAAAACCGUUGACAGUAAAAUAACCUCCGAACAGGGGAAGAAGCCAUUGGAGUCAGGGGUCAGCCAAGUUGGAGCGGGAGACCUAGGCAAACAGCACACAAAAGUUAGCACUUCGCUCAACAUGCAAUGCAACAAAGCUUUCCCUGAAAAGGAAAAAACGAAUGGAGGACAUACUAAGGUGCUCACAAAAGGGACUUUCAACUGGAGCAGCGUUCAGAAAAAUGAGGAGAAAAAAACUGCACCGGUCAGAAGUGGAAGUCCUAUCCAUGUAAAAAUAAAAAAAUACAACGAUGCGGUGGAAGCAGGAUAUUCCCAGAUCGGUCGUCCCCUGUGUGGGAAAGUAGAGGUCCGUAAGGUAGAUGGGAGUGUGUCACGCACAGUGGAACGGAAAAAGGGCCCAACCAAGGGGGGCAAAGCGACGGACAACGAAAAUAGUGGUGCGAAGGGGGCACUUCAAGGUGGGAAGAACAAUCAAAAGGGUGUCACACCCAACGACAGGAUGAGCAAACAAACAAGCAUUGCUCCCCCUGAUGGAGCGAACAACCAGUCAAAACAACCUAACGAAAACGUCACUUCCCUCCGUCCGAAUGGCAGCACAGUUAAAGGUGAAGCUAACCACGCUGGAAAAUUUGAAUGGUUUUAUUCCACGAUGAAGGACUUAUAUAGUGAGGGAGAUGGGGAGGCAGGUGGUGAGCCAAACGGUGGACCAAGAGGCGAAUCAAACGAUUACUCCAGCGAGGAUGGAGAAAACGACGACCUCUUCUUGUGGCUAGAAAACAGAGAUGUAGAGAACGUUUUGAGUGGGAAGAAACAGAGUGACGAGGGGAACACCAGUGAGGAGUGA
Molecule: messenger RNA, 1797 nt
Organism: Plasmodium coatneyi
Lineage: Eukaryota; Apicomplexa; Aconoidasida; Haemosporida; Plasmodiidae
Exons: 1
Coding region: 1-1797 (598 amino acids)
Source: RefSeq, a predicted model, not a curated record